Gasterosteus aculeatus aculeatus (three-spined stickleback) is the source of this 933-nucleotide messenger RNA. The record is from RefSeq and is a predicted model, not a curated record. NCBI's taxonomy places the organism in Eukaryota, Metazoa, Chordata, Actinopteri, Perciformes, Gasterosteidae.
GUGGAGAAGCAGGAGAUGGUGGAGAAGGAGAGCACCGGCAGAGAGGAGACCACUGAGGAGGAAUCUGCAGGAGGAGGAAGUCCAGCCGACCUUCGGUCUGAAGCUGCAGGAGACCCCGCCGACACACGUAAACCAGCGAUGAAGAGGAGGAGAUCUGAGGAGAUGCAGGAAUCUGUGGAGGCUGAAGAGGACGUGAAGAAGGACAGCAGUCCAGAAGAACCUCGUGUGGAGGAACCUGCCAGUGGUGGUGACGAGGAGGAAGAAAAGGGAGCCGCGACCAGAGCGACGACACGGGCGGCGUCUCGCCUGGAGGCCGAGAGAAACAAGCCCAGCAAACCGUCCACGCGAGCCAGCCGGCAGGGCGGCAGAGACGAGUCCGCCGCCACGCGCGGGACGAGGGGCCAGGCGACCAGGGGGGCCCGUAAGCGGGAGGCCAGCCCCCCUGCGGUGCGAACACGGGGUGGACAGAAGCCAGAGGAGCCUCCUUCCAAGAGGGCCAAGCGCUAGGACGUCCAGCAGCGGGCUGAAGCUGUCGGGGGGGUCAGAGCCCCCGGGAGCCGCAGGAAGACGUUUCUGCUUCAUUCGCCGCGGACAGCGAGACGCUCUGCGUGGCUUCACGUUCCUCCUUCCUGUUGGUUCAGCACCGAUCAAUCAGCCAAUCAAAGUCCAGCGUGAUCCGAGGUCAAAGUUGAUAUUUCACUGUGAAACAUCGUAAACGUCACUGUGAGUCCAACGUUCAUUCUGUGAAUGGAAGUUUGUUUUUAUUCUUAAUAACCAAAAGGGAAUAAAAGCUUCUUUUUUUAAUAACAGUAGUACAGAACUGUUUGUAAUCAAUUGAUUUGUACUGUUUCUGUUGAUCAAUACAAUUGUGUUCAUUGUCUCGCUGUUCAUGUAAAGGCCUUUUUUACAUAAAUAUAAAAAUACUGAAUAUUG